Molecule: messenger RNA, 837 nt
Organism: Oikopleura dioica
Lineage: Eukaryota; Metazoa; Chordata; Appendicularia; Copelata; Oikopleuridae
Source: the annotation of a GenBank genome assembly
AUGAAACUCAGCACGUUUUUGGCGCUCGGUGCGAUUGGAGUCAAUCCGAAAAGAACUGAAGCCGAAUUGCAUCGCUUUGCAAGAUCGAAUAAGCAAUGCAUCAGAAAGGAUUGGGAAUAUCCUGAACGCGGCGGUCGGUUGACGAAAAUUGUUGACAAUCUGACCAAAGUCUGCAAAUUCUACAUUGACAAGCCGGCCUACCAAUGCCGCUGUCUCAAAAAGCAGAAGAAAAUGUACUGGACCUUCAUCAAGGCCCGGCGAGUUUGCAGUGAUCGACAGAAGAAACAUAACAAGAGAAAGAACAGAGAUCGACGCGACGCUGAAGAAAACGAAGACAACAUUCUCGAUGAAGAUGAUGGCGUCGUCGAUCAGGUUGCCCGAGACCUUAUUGAUACCGAACUCUCGCAGGUUGAUGGGCCAGUAAGCGUUGACAUGCUGGAAGAACUCUACCUCGAAAAUUGUGAUGGCAUGGAUGUCUACUCCGUCGACGAAGCUACAGCUGAGGAAUGCAACGAUCUAACAGACCUCAUCGAAGACAUGAAAGACGCUGCUAUAAGCCGUGGUGGUGAUUUGGAUGAAGAAAUCAAGGAACGAGCAGAGAUCAUCCUCAGAAUCAACAAAAUGCACAAUGCUAUGUCAAACUGGGUUCGAUCCUACGUUUCUAAGGGCCCCUGGUGCAAGGACAAACGAGGUAACUACAUCGACAGGAUCCAGGAGAACAUGCGCCGAAUGCAAAAGCGAAGACGAAGCUAUCCAACCAAUCCACAGAAACUCAAGAGAAAGCGAAAGGAAGAACGUGAAGCCAAACUCGCCGCUGCUGCUGCUGAGGGCAACUAG